Molecule: messenger RNA, 817 nt
Organism: Cajanus cajan (pigeon pea)
Lineage: Eukaryota; Viridiplantae; Streptophyta; Magnoliopsida; Fabales; Fabaceae
Product: ethylene-responsive transcription factor 2
Biological process (GO): ethylene-activated signaling pathway; regulation of DNA-templated transcription
Molecular function (GO): DNA-binding transcription factor activity; DNA binding
Source: RefSeq, a predicted model, not a curated record
UUCCGAAAACCGCGAUUCUCGAACCUAUCUAUCUCCUAAGAAACAUGGCUAGUGAUUUUCCUUCACGUGUUCAAUCAUCCCAACUUGAACACGAACAUGAACAUGCUAGUUCCCACAUUCUGGCGAAUGUUUCCGACCACGAAACCUUUCACGCAUCCUCGUACAAUCCGUUUCCGAGCCCCACGUGCAUCCAUGACGCGAUGCAAUCAUGGGCAUGCAAAACCGAAGCGCCCGCGGAAGCGCGUGAGGUGCACGCGCCUCCGAUGUGGAAGCGCUUCCGGGGCGUGAGGCGGAGGCCGUGGGGGAAGUUCGCGGCGGAGAUAUGGGAUUCGAGGACGAAGAGUGGAAGGGUUUGGCUGGGGACAUAUGAGACUGAGGAAGAAGCUGGUUUGGCUUAUGAUAGAGCUGCUUUUAAGAUGCGUGGUAGCAAAGCAAAGUUGAAUUUUCCGCACUUGAUUGGCUCCCACGCGCCACCGGAGAGAGUGGGAGUGGCGGCGGGCUCGAAGCGGCGGUCGCCGGAGCCUUGUUUGGCUGCCAUGGAGCAUGGAUCACGGCCACAAGGGUCGAAGAGGAGGAGUAACCUAGCUGAGUUGCUUAAUAGAUUGGCCAAGAACAGAAGCCUAGUGUGUGUUCCAAACGAGGCACGUUAAUUUUGUUUUAUCUAUAUGUGUUUGUUUGGGUAUAUGUUUAUAAUGUUGAUUGUGAGUAUUGAUUAUGCUUAAAAUUAGUUUUGAGGAAAAUGUUAUUAUUGAAUACUUUGAAAGAAAAUUAUUUUUGAUCGACUAAUUACCAAAAACGUGUAAUAGGCCAAUCAUAU